Molecule: messenger RNA, 1925 nt
Organism: Austrofundulus limnaeus
Lineage: Eukaryota; Metazoa; Chordata; Actinopteri; Cyprinodontiformes; Rivulidae
Gene: tbxas1
Product: thromboxane A synthase 1 (platelet)
Molecular function (GO): heme binding; iron ion binding; steroid hydroxylase activity
Source: RefSeq, a predicted model, not a curated record
GUAUUCAGUCCAUCCGUUCUCAGUCCUCUCUCGAUUGGGAAUCAAACACCCAAAGCCGGUUCCAUUCUUUGGUAACCUAUUCAUGUUUCGUGAGGGUUUUUUUGGGCCUCUUGUUGACCUUAUAAACACACAUGGCAGAAUAUGUGGGUAUUAUUUAGGUCGGAGACCAAUAGUGGUGAUUGCAGAUCCUGACGUGCUCAGACAGAUAAUGGUCAAGGAYUUCAGUAACUUUGUUAACAGAAUGAGUUUUCGUUUUGCCACCAAACCCUUGACGGACUGUCUGCUGAUGCUGAGAGACGAGAAGUGGAAGAGGGUUCGAAGCAUCCUAACCCCGUCCUUCAGUGCUUCCAAGAUGAAAGAUAUGGUUCCUCUCAUCAACACAGCCACGGAUGCACUGAUGAACAACCUGAGCGUCCACGCUGAGUCAGCAGAGGCCUUUGACAUCCACAAAUGCUUUGGCUGCUUCACCAUGGAUGUAAUUGCCAGCGUGGCUUUCGGCACUCAGGUGGAUUCGCAGAASGACCCGGACGACCCGUUCGUCCGCCACGCUCAAAUGUUUUUCUCCUUUUCUCUCUUCAGGCCCCUCCUGUUACUUUUCAUUGCUUUUCCUAUGAUUGCAUCACCUUUUGCAAGAUUCAUCCCAAAUAAAAGGCGGGACCAGAUGAAUGGAUUUUUUAUCAACAUAACCCAAAAGAUGAUAAAGCAGAGAGAGGAGCAGUCCCCUGAACAGAGGCGUAAAGACUUUCUCCAGCUGAUGUUAGAUGCUCGAACCCGCGUCUCUCUAGAGCACUUCGACACAGCCAACCACGCUGAUGAGAUUGACAACAGGAGUCCGCAACCGUCAACUUUGGGUCAAGAAGACGACCGUCCUCGCCCAGACGAGCCGCCUGCGAGGCGUCCGCAAAAGAAAAUCAUGACUGAAGAUGAGAUCGUGGGUCAGGCUUUUAUCUUCCUUGUGGCAGGAUACGAAACUAGCAGCAACACGUUAGCCUUCGCCUGCUACCUGCUGGCCAUCCACCCAGAAUGUCAACACAAACUACAGGAGGAAAUCGAUGAUUUCUUCACACGACAUGAUUCACCAGAUUACACAAACGUCCAGGAGCUGAAGUACUUGGACAUGGUUGUAUGUGAAACACUGCGGCUCUAUCCACCUGGUUUCAGAUUUGGCCGAGAAGUUGCCCACGACUGUGUGCUGAACGGACAGUUUUUGCCUAAAGGGAUGUCUCUGGAGAUCCCUGCAGGCUUCCUUCAUUAUGACUCAGAGUACUGGCCUGAGCCGGAGAAGUUCAUCCCUGAGAGGUGUUCCUCUGGAAUUGAAAUCCUCGAGCACUCUAGGACCCAAAAAUGGCAUAUUUGUGAAAAUCACAAGAAGAGAGAAGUGAGAAGAGUAAAAAGACUCCACCGGAUAAUAAGAAACUCUUUUUCAGACAUAGAACGUAAAAAAAGGAAAAUUACAAACCUUUAUCCUGUAAAUUGCACUUGUCAAUUUCUCACAUAUUUCUUGAUUUGUAUGAAAGUACUUAUUGUGACCCCCACACGCGAAGCGUAAACGGGAGUCAUAUUGUUUUUGUACGUUUAAUUUUUUUUAGUGAUUUUUGGUCAACCGUAGCACAAAAACGGCUGCACCGAUCAACAUGAAAUUUGGCAGGACUGUAGAUGAGUCAGACUUACAUUACGUCAGGCAAUGGGUUUUUAUUUUUUUAUUUUUAUUUUUUUCAGUUCGCCACAGAACCAUUUUUAUUUCUGCUCCUCGACGAGCGGCACGAUUAGAAAAACCAUGGCCCRAUAAAUGGGUGAAGCAUCCAGAACAAUUGUGGGAUUUCAGGCAUUGAGGUGACAUCGUCUCUGAUGAGGUAGGCCACGGGCCCGCUGCGAACCCAUACACACCUCACACACAGUGGGCCGCAUUUAGUCUUUUUAUCAGU